Salvelinus sp. IW2-2015 is the source of this 1520-nucleotide messenger RNA. RefSeq names its product translocase of inner mitochondrial membrane 23 homolog a (yeast) (gene timm23a). Gene Ontology annotation, biological process: protein import into mitochondrial matrix. Gene Ontology annotation, molecular function: transmembrane protein transporter activity. The record is from RefSeq and is a predicted model, not a curated record. Gene Ontology annotation, cellular component: TIM23 mitochondrial import inner membrane translocase complex; mitochondrial inner membrane. NCBI's taxonomy places the organism in Eukaryota, Metazoa, Chordata, Actinopteri, Salmoniformes, Salmonidae.
CCUUAUUAUAAAUAACGUUCACUCCCUAAUGAGACGCUCAGGGGAACGUUCUCUAAAGUUGUAAGAACUGUUGUUGUUAGCUGGGUUGUUAUACUCUUUGGUCUGGUCUUUUGGUAACAGAUGAGCGCUUUAAUGUUACUUUGCUGCCAUCUAGUGCAAUGUAUCGUUAUUUUAAGUGACCCUUUGAUGUCGUGAAUUGUCACACUCGCAAAUGUAUUUUAAUAUUUUGCUUAUAGCCCCGUAUCAAAUGCAACCAUAGCUCAAUUUCACCCGUUUUACGUUGAGUAAUUCCCCUAAAUGCAGUGCCAAAGAUGUGUAUAACGUUGCUUAACUUUCAGGUCUGCUUACGUAAUCGCCUGUCAGUGGUCGCUUUACGGUAGAUCGUGGCGGUCAGAGAAGCAUGAUGAAAAGACUAACCCAACUAUAAUUUACAAAAAGCUGAUCAUUUCAAUAUCUAACUACCUACAGUAAGACAGUGUACAACACUAUUGAAAGGUAAACAUAUAACUGCGUUUUAGAUACUAGGAAAUAUCGCCAACGUUAUUGCUUUUGGCUUGCAUCAUCACGUUUGUCAGCUAGGCUAAUGUUAGCUAUUUAGCUAGCUAACCCAACCAGCAUCUCCAGUCCGAAGUGUUCGCCGGGUGAGUCUCCAGAUCGUCACCAUACAUGGACAAUAACGCCCCUGGGUCGGGAGGGAAAGGCGGCCUCGGGAGUCUCUUUGGAGGCAGCGAAUACUCCAACACAGAGCUCGCCGGAGUCCCAUUGACUGGAAUGAGCCCCCUGUCGCCUUAUCUUAAUGUUGACCCCCGCUACCUCGUACAGGACACAGAUGAGUUCAUCCUGCCAACAGGGGCCAGUAAAACUAGAGGGAGGUUUGAACUGGCCUUCUUCACCAUAGGUGGCAGCUGUAUCACAGGAGCUGCGUUUGGGACAGUGAAUGGUCUGAGGAUGGGGUUGAAGGAGACCAGAGAAAUGGGCUGGACUAAACCUCGUAACGUCCAGAUUCUCAACAUGGUGACCAGACAAGGUGCAUCCUGGGCCAACACUCUGGGCUCUGUUGCGUUAUUGUACAGUAUAUUUGGCGUGGCCAUAGAGAAGGCUAGAGGAGCAGAGGAUGACAUCAACACUAUGGCUGCUGGGACUCUCACAGGCAUGCUGUUCAAAUCCACAGGAGGGCUGAAGGGAGUGGCUCGUGGUGGUCUGGUGGGGUUGGCCAUGUCUGGUGCCUACGCUCUCUACAGUAACUGGGACCAUAUCAGAGGCGGCUCCUCUUCUUCAAAUCUCUACUGAACACAUCCCUAGCUAUUGCGUUUCAUCCAAAAUUCCACCCUAUUCCUUACUUGGUGUACUACUUUUGGCCAGAGUCUCAGGGAAUAGGUUACCAAUACUCAAACACCCUUGUUCACUUCCUGACUUGAGAGGGUUCUGGGGUAUUGGAGGCAUGACUGAGACAUCAUUAAACCAUGGACUAAAUGACCUCCAAGAAACAGCCCUCUCUACACACAACUGCCCUUUUUGCC